AUGAGGAAAAUAGGCAUCGCUACCGAGUACAAUGAAAGCAGAGAAGAUCGCCGAGUGCACAGCCUGUGUGGGACAAACAGACUGCGACACAUUGCCCUCGUGUGUAUUUACUUAAAUGAUAGUGUGUGCGACCUCGUAGUCCACCGUGCUAAGCGGGAGUUUGGCCCAUUCACGCUCACCGGGCCUUGGUGGCUGGUACUCGCAGGAGGCACAGGAAGAGGAGGGCUGGGUACAGUGGCAGGCCCAGCAGUAGGGGCACGGCCAUGGGGGGGCCGCAUCUCUUCCUCCACCUUGUACCGGGACAGGCGCUGGGGCUUUUGGGGUGGGGCUCCUUUCAGAGGUGCACCAAGAGUCCCGGAGCUGAGGCCUUGGCUGAACAGAGCAGCACCUGGGGUGGGGGGCUCGGGUAGUCAUAGGGAAGCGAGCGAGGCGGAGAAAGCAAGACGGGCAAGAUGUUCUCCAAGAGUCUGGCUCGUACUGGGCUCGCUGGUUCUGGUCUUUCUCACCUCGCUCUUCUUCUCCGUCUCGCUCCGGAGCGGCGUUGGUUUUAACUACCUGGAGCCGCCGGGGUGGGAGGAUUCUCGGCGGGUGAAGCUGCUGCCCAGCUACGCGGGCUCACGCAAGCAGAACCCCCGUGACUCUCAGCUACAGAAAACGUGCGCCUGCCCUCGCUGUGUCGGAGACCCCGGUGUCUCGGACUGGUUCGAUGAGAACUAUGACCCGGAUAUCUCACCUGUUUGGACCAGAGAUAACAUCCAGCUGCCCUCUGAUGUCUACUACUGGUGGGUGAUGUUGCAGCCCCAGUUUAAACCCCACAGCAUCCAGCAGGUGCUCCUUCGGUUGUUCCAGGUUAUCCCUGGACGAUCUCCAUAUGGCUCAUGGGAUCCCGGACGAUGCCUUCGGUGCGCUGUAGUGGGGAACUCUGGCAACCUGCGCGGGGCUGGAUAUGGAGCGACCAUAGAUGGACACAACUACAUCAUGAGGAUCAACUUGGCCCCCACAGUGGGCUACGAGGAAGAUGCCGGUAGCCACACCACUCACCACUUCAUGUAUCCAGAGAGCGCCAAGAACCUGGUGGCCAACGUCAGCUUUGUCCUGGUUCCUUUUAAAACACUGGAUCUCGUUUGGAUCACCAGCGCGCUGUCUUCCGGCCAGAUCCGAUUCACCUACGCUCCGGUGAAGCAAUUUCUCCGUGUGGAUAAAGACAAGGUCCAAAUCUUCAACCCGGCAUUCUUUAAAUACAUUCACGAUCACUGGACCAGCCAUCAUGGCCGCUACCCAUCCACAGGCAUGCUAGUGCUCUUCUUCGCCCUACACGUCUGCGAUGAGGUGAAUGUAUUUGGCUUUGGGGCGGACGGCCGUGGAAACUGGCACCACUACUGGGAGCAGAACCGUUAUGCAGGAGAGUUCCGAAAGACGGGGGUCCACGAUGCAGACUUUGAAGCUCAGAUCAUUCAACGACUGGCUGAGGCUGGAAAAAUCACUGUUUAUCCAGGCAAAUAAGUCACUAGCCGGCCAAGCUAAGGGAAACAGUUUCUGCCAGAGAUGCGAAGUCCUUCUAAAGCGGUUGCGAAAAGGUCACUGAUGUGUAACACCAUAUCUGAUUAUCGCCCUCUAGCUAGGAACCAAAUGUUUGGAUGUGGACCACCGCUCAAGAUAUCAAGCUGAGUGAGGCUCUGCUCAGACAGCGAUGGGGAGGGUCAAGCCUCCGGGUUUCACCCCUUGUGAUCAGCGCUGAGACUGAAAGAAAGGAGCCGCAUUUUGGAAUCGUAAAUUUCCAAAUCGAGACUGAAAAGCAAAGCUGUCAAAGAAACAAUGACACUGACUGACCCUGAGAUGGGCGGCCCGGUAGUCCAGCGGUUAGCACGUCGGCUUCACAGUGCGGUGCCGGGUUCGAUUCCAGCUCCGGCCUCCCUGUGUGGAGUUUGCAUGUUCUCCCCAGGUCUGCGUGGGUUUUCUCCGGGUGCUCCGGUUUCCUCCCACAUUCCAAAAACAUGCGUUGCAGGCUGAUUGAACACUCUAAAUUGUCCCUAGGUGUGAGUGUGAGCGUGGUUGGUUGUUCGUCUCUGUGUGCCCUGCGAUUGGCUGGCAACCGAUUCAGGGUGUCUCCCGCCUACUGCCCGGAGACAGCUGGGAUGGGCUACAGCACCCCCCGCGACCCUAGUGAGGAUCAAGCGGUUCGGAAGAUGAAUGAAUGAAUGAAUGAAUGGCCCUGAGAUUGGCACUGAAAGAGCUCAAAAGGGAUUCAUCACAUGCUGUCAUGCUCUCUAAUCCGACACCAUUUCUAUAGAUACGGAUUGCCUUGAACAGAAAACGCCGCCGUCAAACUACUCCUGUGGACUAUUAUUCUCCAGACAGUGUUUCCAAAAGCAACAAACGACUGAGCUGUGGAUGUUGACCAACACACAAUGCAACACUGAAGGUGUGCAGACAGACAGGCAGACAGUAAUGACUCACCGCACACUAUGUGCCAGCAACUGACGCACACAGUGAGAUUUUCCAUUUUAGAGGCAUUACCGAGUAUGGAAAGGAAAACACUUCACUUCUUUACAAGAAUGACGACCGUGUUAUAUUAAAGUUUUUGUUGAAAUGAAUAGGUUAUGUGAGGUGAUUACUUGGAGUUAAGAGAAAGAUUCUCCUGGAAUUCUGUUUCAGUGAAAGUUCCAAGAGGACAUUGUUUUGACUGCGUGUUUGGAUGCUUGCACGCUGGUCUCGGAUCAGACUUUUAAUAAUCCCCAUGUGGUGUGUCACGGUCCAAUUUUAGAGCCGAAGCACGACAAAGCCAGCGGGGCACAGCAUCAUUUGGUCCGAGUUUGUGGUGUUUCGCAACUUCUUAAGGCUCUCGGCAAACUGUGCUACAUUUCAUCUUUUAAAGGAUUGCAAACACUCCAAACGGACUUUUGCAUCCCGGUGGAUUUAGCUCAUUCUUGAUUAGUGCCCAUUUGAUGGGUGGAAGACCAUCGGAAACCACUUGGAUGUGAAAUCGUUGAACAUCUUAGUUUCAUCUUCUGCUAGUCCUGCCUGGUACCUGCCAAUUAAACCUUCAGCUGUCUCUUCAAGGGGGGUACAGUGUCACCACACGCCUUAGAUAUCACCAUUUACCUGCAAUUACCUUUUCGUUUUUUUUUUUCUUUCUUUCUUCAUAUUCUCUUUGGCACAAUGUUUGAUUUCCAUUGUUUCAUUUUGACUGCAUUCCAGGGUUUCUAACUGUUGUUGCGCAGUCCAGUGAUGUUACUUUAUCGCUCACUGGGUGAUCCUUGAAACAUUUUUAUUUUGUCAAAAGAAGUAUCCCAUUUAAAGGUGCAUUUGGGGAAAUGCUUUGUUUUUGUCGAGGAGCUAAGGCAUUAAAAAGGAUUAAUAGUACUCCCAUAACAGCCUGUUAAAUUAAUAAGCCAAAUCCAAAGAAUGUUUUCUACCAAACUGAAGUUACCCGCCCAUAGCGUUCAAAUGAUUAUGACGAUUUUGGCUUGAGAUUUGGAGUUGGAAUACAGACAAAGGCAUAAGAAUGGUAUAAAUCACAUGCCUGCUGACUGGCGACCAGUUUAGGGUGUAUUCCCACCUCUCACCCAAGGUCAGCUGGGAUUCAAGUGAGGAUAAGCGGUACAGAAAAUGAAUGGAUACACAGCAAGCACUUCAUUCGGAACACCAUCAUAACAAAGUGCAAAACAAUACAGAAGCUCCAUUCAAAAUCUGACUCCAUGACGAGAGUCAGAAAGAGCUUCCAACAACCACAAUAUAAACACAUUGUACUAUGAAAGCAACUUUCAUAUUAGAACUCAUUAAAUAGUCUCCCGAACGUCAUGACUGGUGAGUGUAAAUAUUCGACACAUUACGGACAUUAGCCGCAUUUCAACAAAGAACAAAGAAACCAUAAUGAACAUCAUGCCUAAAAAAAUGAAGUAACGCUGGCCAACAAAAGAUGAUUACCAUGAAGCUGUUAAAUGUUAACAGGUACAGAGGCUAAAAUAAAGGCGUCAAUAAUUCAGCAAGUCCAUCUUUUCAGUCAGCCUAUACCAGUUACCAAGUGGAUCUUAAAAGCUGCUUUUGUCGCACUUUUCUGUUGCCAUGACAAGGUUCUACUUUAGGUUGCCGAAAGCACCUGCGAGGACAGAAUUUAAAUCAUUCGAGACUACAGUCGAUGAGAAAAACAACAUUUUCAUGUGAUUUGGCAGAUUAAAAAAAUAUGAUCUUUUUCUAUGGGAGAAAUCAACACAUCAGAAGACUUCAGGAAAAAUACUGUACUUCAUUCUCCUUUUCAGAUAAAAAUAAAUAAUACUAAUUUCAAUAAAAGAAUAUAGCUCAUGUUACUUAGGUUGAGGCUCCAUCUGUAACACAAGCACAUUUUAAAGGCUGGUAGAAGCUACAAAAUGUAUCACUCAAGUUUAACUUAGCAUAUUUACAAAAUUAUAAACAAUAACAUUUAAAAGACUUUACAUUAUUCGAUUUUUUUAACAUUUAACAAUUACUUGCAUAAUUAACUACAAUUAAAUGAUAAAUUAUGUCAUUUUAAAAUGAGAAUAAUCUCAAAUUUUGUGCACACAAUGUACAUUUUUUUAACUUAAACUGCAAAUGCUAUUAAAAGAAAAUGUGCCCCUCGCAUACAAAAGUUUGCCCAUCCAUUUUAGGCUCCCCCAACCUGGUGAUGAAAAGAAUUCCUCCUUCUGUGCUAAUAUCAGCCUUAUUUACAUAUCAAUGUAUUUUAUUUUUGGAUGCUUCAAUCCUGUCUAUGAUCAAUUCUUAUCAUCUCUCUUUGCACACAACAGCUCUUAAAAGAUGAUUUUAGUUUGUGUUGCGGAGACAAGAGUGGCUGAAUAAGGACAGACAGUACAGUAGUUGUGACUCUUUGCCCACACGCAACAUUCAAGCUUCAGUGGAUUGGCUGCCACUGCCGGACAUAUCAACCCUCGAGCCACUCGCUUACGGCAACCAUCUGCUAAGCUUUGCAUCUUUUUGCUUUGCACUGACUGACACACACCUGCUGUAGGUCUGCUGGCUGCGAGCUGUGCCUUCUGCGCUGUACACACUCCAGUACAUACACAAACAUAUUCCGCCUUCCUGUGGUACAUGCUUUCACGCUUACCGUCUUCCUUUUUUAUAAAGAUGGCCACAGGUUACAGUGGGUGAUGUGUGUGAUUCAUUGCUAAUUUUUGUAUAAAUUGCUCGCAUUUACCGUCUGUCCAGAACCAUACUUGUAUUGCAUCUUAUACUGUAGUUGCCCAGUACUCACUCAAUAAACAAGAAGACAUAUUUAAAGAUGAGAUAUCUCUAGUCAUAAAUUGGUUCAUGGUUCCAAUUUUUUGGGUUGUAUCCUUAUACAUACAAUGAGGAUGUCAAAAGUCAACACUCCCCUCCUAUGUACGAUGUCAAAAAUGAGAACAAAACUAAGCAUUGGAAAAAAAAUAAUAAAAUUGAAAGCCUAGAAAUAUGUAGUUGCCAAACUAUUUUUAAAUUACACAUGAUUCAAUUUCACUACUGCCAUCUUUUGGGUAUCUACAAGGCACAAAAUUGGUUGUAUUUGAUCCUUCUUUUCCUGGAAAAGUGCUUCAUAUACUGUAAAUCGCAUGUAUGCGAGGGCAUGCCUUGGGCUGAGUCAUUUGCCAUAGGUUUUUUUAUUUUAAUGAGGUCUAAACUCUGGCAAAACGAGUCCAUUAAGUCAUAAAGUUUCAUACUUGCUCUUAUUCUGUGAAGAAAAUCAGAGAUUGUUUUCAUAGGUAUUUUGGGCUUCCAGCACGCCCGACAUUUUUAACAAAUGUAAUCCUGUAUGUAGAUUGAGAGGGCCUCUGCCUUGUUACAUGUAAAUGUGGUAAAGCUCUUAAUAACUUCCAUUUUAAUUUUGUCCUUUAAUUAAUUUAGUUAAUUUAAUUAAGAGCCACUUUAAUUAAUAUGAAUAGCUAUUCAAAUCACCCGCCCUCCUAAAAAAGUAAAUUCAAAACAUAACUUUAAAAUAGAUUGUUUUAAUCUUAACACUGAUAAUUCCCACCAACACGAUUGUAAUGGUUUGGAUCCAACACAUUUUUUUUUUCAAACUGAAUCAUUGAGGCAUUUUUCAUAUUAUGUUCUAUAUUUUCCAUUUUUAUUGUCAUUGAUUCAGCACACAUUUUUCCAGGGAUGGCAAUUUUUAUAUCCACUCUAUGACACUGUUACUAAUAUUAAUAUUAAUCAUUUGUUCCAUGAUGCAACUUCUAGCUUCGAAGAUUAUUUAUGUGUCUCAAGUACCAGACUAACAUUUCUAUGACAUUGUUGCUCUUUGUAGGAAAUUGAUUUUCAUGUUUCCCAUGAUGGAAAAGGCCGGGACAGGCUGUUAAGCACAAAACAGACAACUAUUAUGAGAAUCAUGAUUGUGAUUAUUAUUAUUAUUAUUGUUGUUGUUGCUUUUAAAAUAUGGCAACAAGUAGAUAGGACAUCUAAUGUAGGGUUCUGUGGAAGUCUGAGCAAGACUAUGUUUUGUUAUUUCACUUUGGUGAUUAUGUUAAGGUUAGAACAAAACACGAGUUGUUUGAGUAAAACUGGACAGUUCCUGUACAGUAUGUCCUCGUGCAUUAUUGGGUUUUUCAAAAUCAAAACAAAACA
Hippocampus zosterae (dwarf seahorse) is the source of this 6570-nucleotide messenger RNA. RefSeq names its product ST3 beta-galactoside alpha-2,3-sialyltransferase 2 (gene st3gal2). The coding region runs from base 1 to 1503 and encodes 500 amino acids. The record is from RefSeq and is a predicted model, not a curated record. Lineage: Eukaryota; Metazoa; Chordata; Actinopteri; Syngnathiformes; Syngnathidae. The transcript has 8 exons. Gene Ontology annotation, molecular function: beta-galactoside (CMP) alpha-2,3-sialyltransferase activity.